AUGGUGAACCUCCUUGCCCCGAGCAUCCUCCUGAGCCUCCUGGUCCCCGUGCACAGCCUCAGGUCACCCGACUGCGGGGGCAUCCUCACCCCAUCAGGACUGAGCUACCUUGCUGAAGUUUCAAAGCCACACACGGAGGCAGUCCUCAGGCAGAACCUAAUGGCCCCCACAGUCCCAGACCUGUUUCUCAGCUCCCCAAAGCCCAGCAGGAAUCAAAUUAACUCUGUCGAAGUCUCCAAGCUGUCUCUGUCACUCAUCCCUGACACCGGACUGCAGCUGAGCAUCGAUGUGGACCUUGGCAUCACACCUGCCCCCUCAACCACCAAGGUGAUCAGACUGUCCAUCCUGGUGGAACUCCACACAGAAAUGAACCCCGAAGGGUACCUGGAGGUGGUCACCCCUUCCUGCAAAUCCACUGCGGAGGAGGUGCAGAGCACUGAGGAGACGGAAAGCAAGUCCUCUAGCUCAGACAUGGACAAGGAGAUUAACGUCAAUAAGAUUUGCCUGGAAGUCUCCAAAUUGCUGCUUUUGCCAAAUGAACAGCUGGUGUCUUUGACAGCUCAGUUCCCCAUCACGCCAAGCUGCCAGGUCCAGUACCUGCCCCUGGCUGCCCCCGUGUUCUCCGAGCAGGGAAUCACCAUAUCCUUGCAAACAACUUUCCAGGUGGCAGGGAUGGCGAUCCCCUUGCCAGUCAGCCCUGUGCCGUUCAGCAUGCCUGAGCCGGCGAGCUCCAGCUCUUCCCACCUCACCCUGGCUUUCUCUGAGCACUUCUACACCAGCCUCUUCUUCGCCCUGGAAAUCGCUGGAUCCUUCAACAUGACCAUCCCGAGCCCACUGACCACUGCCACCAUGGCACAGAAGAUCACUCAGGUGGGCUCCCUCUUCCAGGAGGACGUACCGGUGGUGCUGCAGGCUGUGUUCAGGAGCUCACCUCAGGUGGUGCUGGAGGAAGGCAAGGCAGCCCUGAAGCUCUUCCUCACCAUCCAUGUUGGGGCGGGAUUGCCAGCUUUCCAGAGUUUCCUGAGUGUGAACGUGGAUAUGUCUGCAGGACUCCUCCUUAGCGUCGUCGACACCAGGAUGAUGAUCUCUGCAGCAGCGAUAGAGGAUACUGUGCUCAGCCUGGCUGCCUCCAACGUGGGUCCCAUUCCGGUUGCCUUGCUGGAGGAGCUAUUUCUGCCCACAAUCCGUGAGGAGGUACCGGCUCAGAUGAAUGUGGUCCUGAGUGAAGGCAUAUUCCUGCCCCACAUCUCCAGCUUUACCUACACUGACGUUAAUGUUAUUAUUCACAAGGACUAUGUCUUGGUCCCCUGCAACCUCAAGCUACAGAUGAAGAUUGGAAAGUAG
Falco peregrinus (peregrine falcon) is the source of this 1344-nucleotide messenger RNA. RefSeq names its product BPI fold containing family B member 2 (gene BPIFB2). The record is from RefSeq and is a predicted model, not a curated record. The transcript is spliced from 15 exons. Gene Ontology annotation, molecular function: lipid binding. The coding region runs from base 1 to 1344 and encodes 447 amino acids. NCBI's taxonomy places the organism in Eukaryota, Metazoa, Chordata, Aves, Falconiformes, Falconidae.